Molecule: messenger RNA, 3363 nt
Organism: Populus euphratica (Euphrates poplar)
Lineage: Eukaryota; Viridiplantae; Streptophyta; Magnoliopsida; Malpighiales; Salicaceae
Product: probable LRR receptor-like serine/threonine-protein kinase At3g47570
Exons: 2
Coding region: 109-3168 (1019 amino acids)
Biological process (GO): protein phosphorylation
Molecular function (GO): protein binding; protein kinase activity; ATP binding
Source: RefSeq, a predicted model, not a curated record
CCUGUCCGUUCCUUUCAUAUAAUGUUGUUUCAUCCACAGAGCAUCACAACAAGCCCUUUCAUCUCAACUUGAAUCUCUGGGACCCCAUUGAAACUGAAGCUUUCAAGCAUGAGUUCAUGCAUUUUGUGGUUUCUUUUCUUGCAAGUAAUUCACCACUCUUUCUCCAUCUCAUUAGCUAGAGGAGAAAGCGAGAUAGACAAGCUUUCGCUACUAGCUUUUAAGGCUCAAAUCUCAGACCCCCCUGAAAAACUAAGCUCGUGGAAUGAAUCCUUGCCCUUCUGCCAGUGGUCAGGAGUAACAUGUGGAAGACGGCAUCAAAGAGUCAUAGAGCUUGACCUCCACUCCAGCCAACUGGUGGGCAGCCUAUCUCCCCACAUUGGGAACUUGAGUUUUCUUAGGCUGCUAAGAUUGGAAAACAACAGUUUCACCAAUACUAUCCCCCAAGAAAUAGAUCGUUUGGUUCGGCUACAGACACUGAUUCUCGGGAACAACUCGUUCACCGGUGAAAUCCCGGCUAACAUUUCUCAUUGCUCGAACCUCCUGAGCCUUAAUUUAGAGGGAAACAAUCUUACUGGCAACCUUCCUGCAGGACUUGGAUCGUUAUCAAAGCUGCAGGUAUUUAGUUUUAGAAAAAAUAAUCUAGGUGGCAAGAUACCCCCCUCUUUCGAAAAUCUUUCAUCUAUCAUUGAAAUUGAUGGAACACUUAAUAAUUUACAAGGGGAUAUUCCCAGUGGUAUUGGGAAACUGAAAACAUUAAGCUUCUUUUCACUGGGCUCAAAUAAUCUGAGUGGUACAAUCCCUCUCUCCCUAUACAAUAUUUCCUCUCUUUUUCGUUUAUCUUUGGCUCAUAACCAAUUUCAUGGUACACUUUCUCCAAACAUGGGCCUAACUCUUCCAAAUCUCCAAUAUCUUGGCAUCCACGACAAUCGAUUAAGCGGGCUAAUUCCAGCAACGCUCAUAAAUGCCACAAAAUUUACUGGUAUUUAUCUUUCAUACAAUGAAUUCACCGGAAAAGUUCCCACUUUAGCCAGCAUGCCUAACCUAAGGGUUCUUUCAAUGCAAGCAAUUGGGCUUGGAAAUGGUGAGGAUGAUGAUUUGUCCUUUCUCUACACCCUCUCAAACAGCAGCAAGUUGGAAGCUUUGGCUAUAAAUGAGAACAAUUUUGGAGGGGUGCUGCCUGAUAUAAUUAGCAACUUCUCAACAAAGCUCAAGCAGAUGACAUUCGGAAGCAAUCAAAUCCGAGGAAGCAUUCCCGAUGGCAUUGGAAAUCUCGUAAGCUUGGAUACUUUGGGUUUAGAGGCAAAUCAAUUGACUGGCAGUAUACCAAGUUCUAUUGGUAAAUUACGAAAUUUAGCUGAUUUCUUUCUUAAUGAAAACAAAUUAUCUGGGAGCAUCCCUUCUUCUUUAGGGAACAUCACCUCGUUGAUGCAAAUUAAUUUUGAUCAAAAUAAUCUACAAGGAAGCAUCCCUCCAAGCCUUGGAAACUGCCAGAACUUGUUGGUCUUGGCUCUCUCCCAAAACAAUCUCAGUGGUCCCAUACCAAAAGAGGUCCUUAGCAUUUCAUCCUUGUCAAUGUAUUUGGUGCUGUCGGAAAAUCAGUUGACUGGUUCCCUUCCCUUUGAAGUGGGCAAGCUAGUGACUCUUGGAUACAUGGACAUCUCCAAAAACAGGCUAUCAGGGGAAAUUCCCGCAAGUCUUGGCAGUUGCGAGAGUUUGGAACAUUUGUAUUUGGAUGGAAACUUCUUACAGGGCCCCAUUUCUGAGUCUUUGAGAUCUUUGAGGGCACUUCAAGAUCUUAAUCUCUCUCACAACAACUUGUCUGGCCAAAUUCCCAAGUUUUUGGGAGAUCUGAAGUUGCAGAGUUUGGACCUGUCAUUUAAUGACCUUGAAGGUGAGGUGCCCAUGAACGGUGUUUUUGAGAACACAAGUGCGAUUUCAAUUUCAGGGAACAAGAAUCUUUGUGGAGGAAUUCUUCAGUUGAACCUGCCCAAAUGCAGAUCCAAGUCAACAAAGCCAAAAUCUUCUACCAAGCUGGUAUUGAUAGUCGCAAUUCCUUGUGGCUUUAUUGGAUUAAUCUUGAUCACAUCUUUUUUAUAUUUUUUCUGCUUGAAAAAAUCAUUGAGAAAAACAAAAAAUGAUUUGGCACGUGAAAUCCCAUUCCAAGGAGUAGCCUACAAAGACCUCCGUCAAGCAACUAAUGGAUUCUCUUCUGAAAAUUUUAUUGGUGCUGGCAGUUUUGGGUCUGUGUAUAAAGGAGUACUAGCCUCUGAUGGAGUGAUUGUUGCUGUGAAAGUAUUCAACUUGCUGCGCGAAGGAGCUUCCAAAAGCUUCAUGAGAGAAUGUGCAGCCUUGACAAACAUUAGGCACCGAAAUCUUGUCAAAGUAUUAUGUGCAUGUGCUGGCGUUGACGUUCAAGGUAAAGAUUUCAAAGCUCUUGUUUAUGAGUUCAUGAUCAAUGGAAGUCUAGAAGAAUGGUUGCAUCCAAACCAAACAUUGUAUCAGGAAGUGCAUGAGCCAAGAAAUCUUAAUCUCAUUCAGAGGUUAAACAUUGCAAUUGAUGUGGCUAAUGCGCUCGACUAUUUGCACAACCAUUGCAAAACGCCUAUUGCUCAUUGUGAUCUUAAGCCUAGUAAUGUUCUUCUCGAUGGAGAUAUGACUGCUCAUGUUGGGGACUUUGGAUUGUUAAAGUUCCUUUCUGAAGCAUCCUGUCAGACAAGCUCUGUUGGAUUAAAAGGCACCGUUGGCUACGCAGCUCCAGAGUAUGGCAUCGGAAGCGAGGUGUCAACUUUGGGGGAUGUGUACAGCUAUGGCAUCCUACUGCUGGAGAUGAUUACUGGAAAGAGACCUACAGAUAGCAUGUUUAAAGAUGGAAUAGAACUUCACAAUUAUGUUAAAAUGGCAUUACCUGACCGUGUAGUUGAUGUUGCGGAUCCGAAACUUGUGAUAGAAGUUGAUCAGGGAAAAGACGCUCAUCAAAUCCUGGAGUGUUUGAUAUCAAUUACCAAGGUAGGAGUGUUUUGUUCAGAAAAGUUUCCAGGAGAGAGAAUGGGCAUCAGCAAUGCUGUAGCUGUAUUGAAUCGAACCAAGGCCAAUUUUCUCGAAGGCAUGAACAGCUACCCUCCUAGAAGUUCCAGCUGGCCCUGCAGGGUCCAGGCGACUUCGAAGUGAGUGUGUGACAUGAGGAUUAAUAGAGUUCAAAUAUUGUAACUUGCUUAUUUGCAUUAGCAUGAGUCCUACCUAGCUACUAGUCCGAAGCGUCCCUGAAAGGGCACGAAACCUGUUUAAGUGCCUGUCUUGUUCAAGCAUUCUGUUCUGUGUAACUAAACGUUAUGCAAAAAUCAAGCACUCUCAUUUUACAUGUCA